Messenger RNA from Chondrus crispus (carragheen), 1587 nucleotides. RefSeq lists its product as hypothetical. Gene Ontology annotation, molecular function: zinc ion binding; sequence-specific DNA binding. The transcript has 2 exons. The record is from RefSeq and is a predicted model, not a curated record. Lineage: Eukaryota; Rhodophyta; Florideophyceae; Gigartinales; Gigartinaceae. Gene Ontology annotation, biological process: regulation of DNA-templated transcription. The coding region runs from base 1 to 888 and encodes 295 amino acids.
AUGCCAAAAUGCUUCCACCGUUUUACUAUUUUUGAUCGCUACGAUAGCGACAACGAACGCUCAUCUGCACUCAAAGUCCCGCAUAUUUCAACCUCAAACCCUUACCAACAACCCCCUUCCCCUUCGACAGGCCCCUUUCGUCAGCACACACAUAGGACAACAUCCUCAGCAAUGUCAGGCGCCGACUCUUCGUACUCUAGGGAUGUCGUCAUGCAUAGUCAAAGAGGUGCACCCCUUCGCAACCAAGACCUCCGUCUCAGAAAGCAGCCAGCUGAGCCUAUGCAUCCUGACCAUAAUGUGGCUCUCGUUGAUAGCAGACGUCUCGCAUCAGCGCAACACCGCGCAGGUGCUACUCAGAAAGGAGGCCGCUCUUCUGGCUCCAGAAAGUGCAAUAACUGUGGCGUCUCCCAGACACGACAGUGGGUUCGAGGCGAAGAUCAAGUCUGGUUGUGUCACAGCUGCGGACAGUUUUGGAGAAAAAACGGGUAUUCUAGACCAGAAGAACUAUGGAACCGUCCGAUGUUCCGAAGGUCUUCCAGAAAGAGAAGAGUCAAUACCCCAUCUCAAGAUCAAGAGAAGAAGUCAAAGCCAGCGAAAGGUGCUCGCGAAGCGUCUUCCAGUUACAUGAAUGGGAAGAAAAUGGUGGAGUGUGGAGAACGACUGCCACCGAUUCAAAAGUCGAAGAACUCUUCCCCAGACAGUAGAUAUGACCCUGUGAAUGAUCACAGUUCCGCAAACCUCCGACUGGAUGGAGGCCACCGCUUGCACACAUCGAGAAAGACCGGGGGCGGUGCACCAAUCUCUAACAUGAUUCAUGUGGAACCUAUGCUUCCGCCAGUCUCCCAGCUGCUCAAGAAGAAUUCUGCUCCAAAGGAGAGACGACAGUAAGACCUCUGCACUUGACAGAGUUCUUAUGGUCAUGGUCUAUCCGCAUUGGGAACCCUCAAAUGGUGAUCAAAAUUGUCUGCAUGUCCAACAGAACGGCAGUGAAGUCACGGACAGGAAGAGAAGUAAGUGUUACUGAGCUUAGCCAGAGCCCGUCAGGUUAUGCAUGUGAUUUAGAGUGAAGCGACCAAUGACGCAACAACUCUUUCCGAGCACAAAAGAUUCAGGACACGACAGCUAUGGUGUUCAACUGUAUCGUAAAACCUACAACAUUUGGGAAGUAUUUUAUUUGAGCCGUAGUCUGGGGCAGUGAGGACAUGGCAGGAACCACCAGGCCAGGAUGACAUGGCCUACGUUCUACGUCCAGUGUUUCUGACGAAUUUUCAUGAUGUUAUCGCUGUAGUGCUUAAAGCAUGGCAGUUAGUUUCCGAAGAAGCGCGGCAUGGCGGGGCGUCCGUAGCUUUUUAAGGAAGGUUUUAGUUUCGUGUACUUUCGCGGAUUCAUUUCCGCACUUGGCGGUACAAAGGGAACGCUUCAUUGCGUUGCGUAGAUCUUCUCAUGCGGAAGGGUGUACGCAGUACUAACACUCAAGCUCAAUUCUGAAAGCAUGUAGAUAGAAGUCUGGUAAACAAGCCCAUCAUUUACACAUGCCACCACGUCUGAGGGAAGAAAUGUGUGAAGACAGUCGUAACAUUAUACAGU